This is a messenger RNA of Cynara cardunculus var. scolymus (artichoke), 1719 nucleotides long. Its product is annotated as transcription factor TGA2.3-like. Bases 21 to 1424 code for a protein of 467 amino acids. Gene Ontology annotation, molecular function: DNA-binding transcription factor activity; sequence-specific DNA binding. The record is from RefSeq and is a predicted model, not a curated record. Gene Ontology annotation, biological process: regulation of DNA-templated transcription; DNA-templated transcription. The transcript is spliced from 11 exons. Lineage: Eukaryota; Viridiplantae; Streptophyta; Magnoliopsida; Asterales; Asteraceae.
CUUCCGCCAUUGAAGAACAAAUGCAAAGCUUUACAACACCUCCACCUUCUGCUUCUGCUUCAGACUUGUAUUGCCAUUCUCCAUUCUACAUUAGAGCAGAUGAAAAUGGAAGACCAGAUACGCGUUUGGCGGAUCUUGGAGACCUUCAACACUCAUCUGUCUUCCAUCAAGAGGAUGCUGUUGAUUUAAGCAGAAGUUCCAUAUAUAAUGAAAUAAAAGCAGGGAAUGCAGCUCUUCUUUCUAAUAACUUACAGUUUCGGCCACAUCACAUGAACUUUGGGUCAACAACAGAGAUGAGUUCCAUAGGAACAGGGGAGUUCAUGAUGCAACACCAAAAAGGGACUCCAUCAACCAUGGUGGCCAGUGGCGGUGGUAGUGGUGGCGGUGGUGGUGGUCUGGGGAAAGGGCAUUUUGAGAAUUGGGGAGAGUCUGCCAUUGCAGAUAAUAGCCAACAAACUGACACUUCUACUGAUAUUGACACUGAUGAUAAAAACCAGUUUAACAGUGUUCAACAUGGAGGACAACUUGCAGUAGAUUCAAUGGGGAAAAUUGGAGACCAGAAGAUCCUUAGAAGGCUGGCUCAGAAUCGCGAAGCCGCUAGGAAAAGCCGAUUAAGAAAGAAAGCUUAUGUUCAGCAGCUCGAAAAUAGUCGGCUUAAGCUCUCACAGCUUGAGCAAGAGCUUAAACGAGCUCGUCAGCAGGGUAUGUUUAUUGCUACCGGAGUUUCGGGCGACCAGAGUCAUUUAGUUGGUGGAAAUGGAGCUUUAGCGUUUGAUAUGGAUUAUGCACGAUGGUUAGAUGAUCAUCAAAGGCUGAUCAAUGAUGUACGGUCGGCUGUAAACAGUCACGUGGCUGAUAACGAGCUUCAUCUUCUUGUUGACGCGGUUAUGUCACAUUACGACGAUAUCUUCCGGCUUAAAAGCAUAGCCGCAAAGUCUGAUGUGUUUCACAUGCUCUCUGGCAUGUGGAAGUCACCGGCCGAACGCUGUUUCAUGUGGAUUGGCGGCUUUCGCUCUUCCGAGCUUCUCAAGAUACUCGGGAACCAUUUGGAGCCGUUGACGGAUCAACAGUUGAUGGGGAUAUGUAAUUUGCAGCAAUCCUCACAACAAGCUGAGGAUGCUUUGUCUCAAGGGAUGGAAGCUUUGCAACAAUCCCUUGUUGACACGCUAUCCUCGGCCUCCAUGGGGUCCACCGGCGCCGGAAACGUGGCUGAUUACAUGGGACAGAUGGCCAUCGCCAUGGGCAAGCUUGCCACACUCGAAAACUUCCUUCACCAGGCUGAUCUACUGAGGCAGCAAACGUUACAACAACUGCAUCGGAUCUUGACCACACGGCAAGCUGCGAGAGCGCUUCUUGUCAUAAGCGAUUACAUGUCACGUCUUCGUGCACUGAGUUCGUUGUGGUUAGCGCGCCCAAAGGACUGACCGUUGAUCGGAUUCUUUUUGGUUCAAUGAUCUUGAAAGGUUAGCCGUUAUAUGCUAAUUUAAACCGGUUUGACCUCGAAAUCAUUUUCCAAAACCGAAAACUGGCUUGAAAACUGUAGUUUGAGAAAAUUUUGAUGGGAUUUUUAGGGUUCUUCAAUCUUGUAUACUUGCUUAGUUUAGAAGCUGCAUUGGUGAAGAAGGGAUUCAGAUGGUUGGUUAGGCCUUUUGAUAUUGUAAAUUGGGAUAGGCUAUUUCAGAGCUCAAAUUGACAAAUCCAGAGCAAUGUACAACUUUC